Molecule: messenger RNA, 4790 nt
Organism: Patella vulgata (common limpet)
Lineage: Eukaryota; Metazoa; Mollusca; Gastropoda; Patellidae
Product: POU domain, class 2, transcription factor 1
Exons: 6
Coding region: 558-2069 (503 amino acids)
Biological process (GO): regulation of transcription by RNA polymerase II
Molecular function (GO): RNA polymerase II cis-regulatory region sequence-specific DNA binding; DNA-binding transcription factor activity, RNA polymerase II-specific
Source: RefSeq, a predicted model, not a curated record
GGCAAAAUGUCUGUAUUUUAUUCAUGGAGUUUUUAACACACAAUUGAAGAGAUGUUUUUUGAAUGAGUCAUUGUACAUUACUGUAGACAAAAAGCACUGUAGAAUUCUCUAUUCAUUUAAAUUCAGUUGGAAGUAUAUGAAUUAUGCAUGGUUCACAUGGUAAUAUGAUAUUAAACAUUUUCGAGGACUUGUAGUUGGCUAGAGAGUUGAGUUGAGAACUGGAGAUGGAUAGCACGCUACAGUAACACGGUCAACAAGUAUAAACACACACACACGCUUGCAGACAUUUUUAUUUGAUCAAUAUUCAAGGAAUAUUGUCGAAGAUAAUAAGCACAGUAAAAUGAAGGAACAGGCUGCCAUUAUUUGCAUAUAAAUAGAAAUUCUUCAUCCAUAAAGCUGGCAGGAAGACCGUGUCAGAUAAUGAGAUGCAAAUGAUAUGCCUGGGGUCUUCAUUUUAAUGUCAAAUGAAGUGAGGGUCAUGCAUACUAAUGAUAUGAUUUGCAAAUGAGCUGGUGUAUAAUGGAUACUGACUUGUGAUUUACAUACAACAGUUUAUAAUGUUAUUACCAGUUGUACAACCUUAUGUUGGAGUUCUGUGUCAGACUGCAGAAGGUCAGUCAGCUAUGAACCAAACAACGGCUUCUGUUGCCCAGGCAUUACAACAAUUGUUACCACAACAACUACCUAUUGCCAUGUCAACACCCGGAUUCAUUAUACAAAAUCAGUUUGGACAACAAACAGUGUUACCAGUAACGGCAGCACUUCCUGCUGGUUUUCAGCUAACCCCACAAGAUCUACAAAACCUUCAACAACAAUUAUUACUACAACAACAACAGCUACAAGUUCAACAGCUUCAAGCUAAUUUACAACAAGUUGUUUCCGCUGCACAAACAGCUACAUCACAGGCUGCUGCUGCUGCCUCAGUUACAUCCCCUACAUCUUCUAUAUCACAACCUUCCACACCAUUAAAAAGCAACCCAAUGAUUGGUCAAUUACAAAUCCAACAGUCGCCACCCGGACAGCUGACACCAGGUCAAUUACAAAAUGUGACCAUUCCAAACACAUCUUUACCAGGUAUUCAACAGAUUGUCUUUGUUAGUCCUUCACAGUUACAAACAGUUCAACCACAGCUACUGGUACAAAAUCAGCAUGCUUUACCAGUACUACAAGGAAUGGCUACAGCUUUAGCAGUAAGUACAGGACCAUCUACUGCCCCUACACCUACAUUAAUAUCAACAUCUACUACACCACACAGUAGUGCUUCAGUUACUUCCCCUUCUAUAGUAACAACAGCUAAUACCACAGUUCAACAUAUCAUUCCACCAUUAGAAGAGAAUAUUGAUUUAGAGGAGUUGGAAUUAUUUGCUAAAACAUUUAAAAGAAGAAGAAUAGAACUAGGUUUUACACAAGGUGAUGUUGGUCUGGCUAUGGGUAAAUUAUAUGGAAACGACUUCAGUCAAACCACCAUAUCAAGAUUUGAAGCUCUAAAUCUCAGUUUUAAAAACAUGUGUAAACUCAAACCGUUAUUACAUAAAUGGCUGGAAGAUGCAGACGCACUGGCUUCAAAUCCGACUGUGAUUACUGGUGGAUCGGGUUUAUCAGCAGACGCGAUUGCGCGCAGACGUAAAAAACGAACAAGUAUAGACACCACAAUACGUGUUGCACUUGAAAAGGGUUUUCUCAUAAAUCCAAAACCAUCUUCAGAAGAAAUCACCCAGUUAGCAGACAAUUUAAAUAUGGAAAAAGAAGUAGUGCGCGUGUGGUUCUGCAAUCGAAGGCAGAAAGAGAAACGUAUUAAUCCGCCAUCACCAUUUAUUAUGCCUCAAGUAACUGUUUCUAACACAUCAACGGCAACAAAUCAACCACAAUUUGCAAACACUUCUGUUAAUAUGUCACAUCCAUCAAACGUUUUACUCUCUACUAUCCAUGGUACAACUACUUCCGUUAAUUCACCCAGCAUGGCUUCUGCGUCGGCCAUUAUUAACGCAGCAGUAAAUCCUAAUUCUUCUUCUAAUCCAUCGUUGUCAUUAUCUCAGGAACGUGACGAACAAGAAAUGGAGGGUAGUUAGAGACAGUGAAACAUUUCGUUUAAGAAAUUUUAACAGAUUUUCAUAUUAAAAGUGCUAAUUCAUUGAAGGUAGAAAUUUGAGAAACUGAAUACUUCAUCUUAUAAAGUGACAUAGCAGUUAGCACUACAAUAACUGGAACUGUCUGAAAUACUCCAGUGAUGCAUAGCAGUUAGCACUACAAUAACUGGAACUGUCUGAAAUACUCCAGUGAUGGUUAACUGAAUACAAAGUUUCAAUAGGACUUUAAAUUACAAUAGGAAAAGUUUAUGCAAUAGUUAGGGUCAUAUGCAAUGCUUAAAGUUGUAAUUUAUUGUUAAAUCUAUGAGUAUUACUAAUUAUCUAAUAUUGAUACAUACAUUAGAACUAAGUACAUUGAUUAAGGUUUUUAUUUCAAGUUAAGUGAUUUAUGGAUAUCUUAUAAAAACUUGUGGUAUCUGUAAGCCAUAUUUGGGUGGGGUUUUUUUUCAAGUUUGUUGAGGACACUAGUGAUUUAUGGAUAUCUUAUAGAAACUUGUGGUAUCUGUAGAUUAUAUUAGUUUCUUGGUUUAUAGUAUUAUAAAUUAAAUAUCAUGUUUAGAAUCUUAUAAAACAAGAAUGUAGAGUUUUAGUGAUGGUAAGAGCAAUGGAUCAUGUAGAAAUUGAUUGUACAUAGAUUUGAUACUAGUAGUACCUAUAUACAAUAAAUAAUGUGAUACCAUAAUGUCAAUUAGUGCUAUCAAAUACAAAUUAUGAUAUUAAAUUGUAUAUUAAAUAAAGUCUAGAUUUUAUACAUUGUAUAUAUAUAAAGAGAGAUUUGUAUAAAAAAAGAUAGAAUUAUUAAGUCUAUAUUAGUCUUAUUUACCUUGUCAUAAAGUCAGUAUAAAAGCAAUAUUAUUAUUAAGCUGUAAAUUGUCAUGGAAACAGAAGCUUAUUAGGUUACCAGUACCAACUACUGUACUCUCCAGUCCUCAUUAGGGUUAUUAAAAAUAACAGUUUGAAGGAUGUAAGUCUUUGAAAUUAGAAACCCGAAUUACUGAUCCAUUUCAAUUAAUAGUCAUGUUGUCUUACUGUGAAAACAUGGGUUCCUAAUAUCCAAUAAUAUCCUCUUCAGUUCACCCCUGGAACCAAUCAAUAAUAGUAAAAUGUAUUAAGUUUUAGGCCAACAGCGGUAUAGAUAUUUGUUUAAAUGAUAUUAAUAUAAUUCAAUGAUAUUAUUUUGAAUUUUCAAACAAAAUACCAGUAUAAAGUUUACAUAUAUACAAAAUAGUUGGCAUAUCAAAGAUAAUGUAAAUUGAUAAUACAAUCGGAAAUAGUUAUGUUAAUUGUUUGUUAUGCAUUCAUCUUGGUGUAUUGCAUAUUAAAUAUUGCAGUCGUUCGAUUUCUUGUCCUGGCUGUUGUAUGCCGUAUGAAAAUGAUUAGCUUUAAUUUACCCUAUAGUUUUUGUCAAGACUGACAUGUAUCCAGCUAUCAAAUUAAUAUGGAAAAUAAUUAAGAUGUCUUUCUUUCUGUUCUUAGGCUAUCUUCCAUACUAAAGCAAUAUGUCAUUAGAUUUCCCUGUAUUUUGUAUUCUUCCAUUUCAUCUUCAAUCAUUCAUUCUUCAUUUUGUUUUACCUCGUUUUGUUCAAGAAUAUGAACUGUAUGUGUUCAUAGUUAAUACUGUAUUUUUAUUGAGUUCAACUAUAAUUUCUGUAUAUGGAGAAUUUUUUGAUACAUAAAUAGAAUACAGUAGUUUGCUAUAAAGAAGAUAUAUUUUACACUAAAUGAAGUUGACUUUUAUUUUAUAUAUUAACAUGGUUAUAUAUUGUAAUCUGUGUCAACUAUAGAGGGAGUUUGACAUAACAUUCACAAAUCUGUUGAACUAAUGAUGGUUAAAAAGACUAGUGAGAGAGAGAAAUGGGGUUUAACGUCCACUCCACACAAACUAGGUCAUUUCGGGACUAACAUAUGGUUCAAUUUUAUUUCAAUACUUCGCUUGCGCGUAGGGGUCUUUAGCAGUGAGAGGAAACUGGAGGACUCGGAGAAAACCCACAAGGUUGGACAGGUGACCUUACUCCUUGAAAUAAAAAGAAUAGUGUUGAGUCUGUAAUUAAAUGAAAUAGGUUUUAACGUCAGACUGGGCUAAAGGAGACAGGGGCCUUGAUGUGGGCGUAUAAAAAUGGUUCACACCACUUAAAUGUUCUGCCUAGAGCUAUAGAAAUCUAGAUAUCAGUCAGGUAUAUUCUGUUGGUGUAUAUAAGGCAUAAUACCAUACUACUGAUCUAUACAUGUAUAAAAAAACAAACUAAAUUAGUAAAAUAAAUUAUCAGUGCCAAUAAUUGAAUAAUAAACUUAUGUAUUAUUCAGUUCUUGGCUCGGAUACAUAAAAUAUUCAUUCUAUUGAUCUGAUCUGAAUAGGGGCUGCUGGCUGACAGUCAAGACCGUACAAAUAUCUUCCUGUUCCCAACAUUAUUGAUCAGGAAAAAAAAGAUCAUUAUUAAAUAUUAUAAAAUCUUUAUUAACAAUUUAGCUUGUUGAAAUGUCCAAAGGUUGUUUAUAAUAUAUAAUUAAAUACAAUACAUGAUAAUUCACAAAUAGGUAAUUAAAUUCAAAUCAAUACUUUGAAAGGCAGGUAAAUAUAAUGUAGAUAUACUGGCAUUUUCUAUCAGAUUUCUUUGCCAAUAAAAAAAAAACAAGGUUUAGUUUUACAAUAUACUGUACAUGUAUCGCAUACAUUUAAUAUAUUAAACAAUGUUAGUAUCAAUA